AUGACGGUCGAUGAGCUCAAGUCACCAAAGUCUGAGGUAAUUUGCUCUCUAUAUCAUGGCAAAGAGAGCCGACUCAUACAUGAAUACUACCUCCACUCAUUCUCUGAACAACUCAAGGAGAUCCAGAACAACAAUAUCAUUACAGUUGAAGGACAGGAGUUCAAGAUCACUUUAAACUCAUCCAUUGACUUAGCAGCGAUGGUAUUGGUCGCAGGAUUGUAUUCUGUUUACCUCUGUCCAACCUAUUGCUGUGUCUACUGCCUUGUCACCAAGGAAUCACUCUCUGUGUUUGACCCUACUAUCGACUUUGAGAGUCGCAAUAUGGAAGAUGCAGUGGAGCUGACCAAAGAGUUUGAUGUAUCCAUCGCACAAAGGAAGUACCAAAGGGAUCGCGCAAAGAUUAAUGGUGGACAAAUCAAUGCCCCUCUCAUACCCUCUGUUGGCUACACAAGACAAAUCCCUGACAAUCUACAUUUGAUUCCUGCCAACAUUAAGUUGUUCGCCCGCAGGCUGCUCAAGGAAGUGGACAAUUGCGAAUCAAUGCAUCUCACAGAGGCAAUAAUGGGGGUGCUGGUCAAUGACUUGAAGAUCUUCCUAAACAAAGUACCUCAUUACCUGGAUGAAUCUCCAUCAAGUCCCUUGAUGAACCUGUUUCAAGGUGCUCGCCCUACCUACACCCAGUGUUUACGGUUACUCUUUGAGAGAGAGAGACUGUUCAACAUGAUCAACGAGUGUCUAAACCUUGGUGAACCUGCUGCUGUCUCUGGUGAGGAUCAUGAUGAGCUCAGCCAGUUGCUUGAUGACAUUGGCCAAUAUUUGGACGAGCAGGACGACAUGUUCGAGUCAGAUAAUGAUGAGGAUGAGGAGAUCGACCUUGUGCCAGAUGCACAACUCAAUCAACCAAUAACCAGAGAGAGAUUGAUCGAGAUCAGAACACUUUGGGAUCAAUUGUGGACAUUGGUCAACAUGCUCCUCAAUCACAAGAUUCACAUUCAAUCUAGCGAUCAGUUCAGAGUACUUGGAUGCAAGCUUGGAAAUACAUUCGUUGGCAUGUAUGGCGCGACCUGUGUUACAACCUACUUGCAUACAUUGUCUCAUCAUAUAGGACAAUUUAUGGUUGACUUUGCCUGUCUCGACAGACAUAAUAACUGUGGACUUGAAGGAUGUCACUCCAUUAACAAAGAUAUUGUUUACUGCGCAUCUAAUGGCAAUAGACACUCUGGACCUGGAUCACUCCCCAGCCAGAUCCUUCUCAAUCAACAUGCGCUCAGUCAUUGUGAUACGAAUGAUCCAAUGGUCAAUCUAUCACAGCGCAUUCAUGAAUCUACCACAGAUACCAACCGACCCAGCUUCCUCAAACAUAUCAUUUAUCCUCCAACUAUUCCUGACUAUUUGGACAGUAGAUACAAUGUCAGAAUGGAGAUCGUCUCGGAGCUAGCGCCUAACAACACACUGAGGAGAGGAUCUGGUAUAGGUGGUGGCGAUGAUUUCUUCCAGAAUCAAGCGGUUGGUUCCUCCAUCAACAACAACAACAACAGAAGCAAUACAAGCAAUUACAACAUGAGCAUGUUCGAUUCCCUACCACUCCCAUGCACAAUAGCACAUACUCCAGGACCCAGUACAUCAGGACUAAGUACAUCCAAUGAUAUUGGAGGUGGCAGGAAUGACCGGAACAAUAGUAUAAGCAAACAAUCCUUUAAGAUGGUUCAUGGCGAAGGCAAUGGCAAUCUUAUUUCAUGCUUCAGGUUGGACAACCUUGAGAAAGAUAUCUUCCUUGGACGUUCACGAUAUGACAAACCGGUAGACCAACUCAAGAUAGGCCAGACUGUGACUGUUCGUUGCCCUCAACCAAUGUUCAUUGGUGCAUACUUUGCAGCCAUUGUUAUCAAUCAUCGGAGGCAAAAAGGUGCCUCUCCCAAUACAGAAACAACAACCCAAUACUGGGUAUCCUACAUAGUGGUGAAGGAGAUGAUAAUGACUGGAUAG
This is a messenger RNA of Acytostelium subglobosum LB1, 1986 nucleotides long. RefSeq lists its product as hypothetical. The record is from RefSeq and is a predicted model, not a curated record. The transcript is spliced from 5 exons. Bases 1 to 1986 code for a protein of 661 amino acids. NCBI's taxonomy places the organism in Eukaryota, Evosea, Eumycetozoa, Acytosteliales, Acytosteliaceae.